AUGCCAUUCCUGCACGUGAUCCUGCGUAGCGCGACGGACCUCCCGUCCAGCGACUCUUGCUUUGUCGGUGGCAAGAGCGACCCGUACGUGAUCUUCAAGCUCAACGGUACCACGCACCGCAGUCUGUGCAUUAAGAACGAGUUGAACCCAGUGUGGGACCCUCCAGAGCACUACGUAUUUCCUGUAACCGACGCCUCGAGCUCGGUGCUUACCGUGGAAGUCUUUGACAUGGAUACAAUGAAUGCAGACGACCUGCUGGGCAUUCUUAAAGUGCCUGUGGCCAAGUUUGCAGACGAGAUGGAGGUUUCAACGCUCGAGAACUACCCGCUCUCGUUGGAGAGCGAGUUCGCUGGCCAGAAGCGCAAUAGUACACUGCUAUUGGAGAUAUGUCUCAAACAAGUGGACGACCAACGCGUGUACAUGUGGGAAAACGAGAGCUGGUCCAUUGGGAGCGGGUGGAAACCCACCAAUUCGUCGGAUCGACGUCAGUGGUCGUCGUACGACGAUUCGGCUACCUCGUCUAUGUUUAUUGAAGUGGCGCCACGUGCGCCAGCCAAUAUGACAGAUGCAGGCUGGCAGUAUUGCUCUACUCGUGGAGAUGAACAGGGCUGGUCGUAUGCCAAAACGUUUGGAGGUCCCUGGACGCCCAAGAAACCGGUAUUUAGCUUUGUCAGACGUCGCUUGUGGGAAAACACAUUUGAACGUGAAAUUGACUCCAAGUUGAGUUGA
Molecule: messenger RNA, 729 nt
Organism: Peronospora farinosa
Lineage: Eukaryota; Oomycota; Peronosporomycetes; Peronosporales; Peronosporaceae
Source: the annotation of a GenBank genome assembly